Coccidioides immitis RS is the source of this 549-nucleotide messenger RNA. RefSeq lists its product as uncharacterized. The transcript is spliced from 2 exons. NCBI's taxonomy places the organism in Eukaryota, Fungi, Ascomycota, Eurotiomycetes, Onygenales, Onygenaceae. The record is from RefSeq and is a predicted model, not a curated record. The coding region runs from base 1 to 549 and encodes 182 amino acids.
AUGGCUGCGGACUGGGCGGAAGUUUUCAAUCCAAAGGAGAGGUUCGAGCGAAGAAGCAAGACAAAGACAGGCGAAUUUGGGCGGAGAAGCCGCCAGGUCACAGGAGGGAAAAGGCCCGUAAAUUACCACAUCGUGACCAGCCAACAACAAAGCAGCUGGCGUGUAAUCCGGCGGUAUCGUAACCGUGUCGAUGGAGCUGGCUUACCCCUGGCGAGUCUCAGCUGGAACACACCGCCGCACGCUGAUUGGCUCGCGGCGUGUUUUAUCAGCCACACCGCUCCACCGCGCCGAUGGGGCUGGAGGUCAGAAAAAUGCCAAGAAAAGCGCGCUCUGACGCUUCGCUUUCUCCCGUCGCACCAGCGAGUCGGCCGCGCGCGGUUGGAGGGCGCUUUUGCGGUGCUGGCUGGCUUGUCUGGGGCAAAGGACGGGGCGUUGGCACGGGGUAUCGGAUGGAUGGUUGUGUCAAAGGGGGGAUGCUUGAGUUCCUAUGCCCAAAAAGAUCGAAGUCCCGCCCAACUCCUUGAAGGAGAAAAAGUCGAGACAAAGUGA